AUGGCUGAUUCUUACAUGCCUGGCCUGUACCUUGCUGCUGCCGAGGAGGCUGAGGAUGACGCAGGAGCAGAGACCCACGAGCCAGCGGCAAGGGUGGAUGCGGCCACGUCGACUGAGAUGGCGGCUGCUGGCGACGCGGCGACUGGAGGGAUGCCUGUAGGGGCUGCUGCUCUGAGGGCGAUGGAGAUGGUGCUGGCGGCGACGGAGUUUGCAGAGACUGCAGGGGAGGCAUGGGAGGCUGCCGAGGCUGUCGCUGCCGCUGGCGGCGGCUCAUCUUCACCCUUGGCCAUGGCCGCUUUUGCCCCGCCACCUGCAGAGGGUUUUGGACCGGGCUCGGGAUCGGGGGCGGUGCUGUCUCAGGCUGAGGAACCGGCACCGCCACGGCCGGUGGAGGCAUCGACGGAGGCAGCGGCUGCAGGAGGUGCGGAGGUGGCCGUAACGGCUGCCGCUGUACUGGAGGAGGCGAGACAGCUCGCGGGGCCCGAGGCGGAGGUCGUGGGGGAAGAGGCGGAAGACGGGGCGGGGGCGCAAUCGUCGGGGGAAGAGAGGCGCUUGUGA
Closterium sp. Naga37s-1 is the source of this 558-nucleotide messenger RNA. The record is from the annotation of a GenBank genome assembly. Lineage: Eukaryota; Viridiplantae; Streptophyta; Zygnematophyceae; Desmidiales; Closteriaceae.